AUACUUGAGUGUUACUGACGGUACUUUAUUAUUUUCCCAAAGCUCUCCUCCCCUUUCCUUGCCCGACUGUGUUUUUUUUUUUUUUUUUUUAUUAGACUUUAACAAAUCUGAAACGCUCUUUCCCCACUCUACUUCCACCCUUUAGCUAACCUACUUUCACUUUCCCGGUCCAAUCACGAUAGCUGGUGUGAUCUACGGCGCUGAUUGACUUGUAUACUCACGCGCUUUCCACGCAAUCUUCGGCUAGGGUUUCUUGAUGGUCUCUUCGACAAUUGCAUAGAUGGUUUCUUCGGAGGAGUGUGUAACACAUGAAGUUUGUACAGAUAAAUUACAGAGCCUAGACGCUGGAAGUCAUGCAUUGCAACAGAUCUUUGAUAGUAAAAGUCACUCAGCACUAUCUGAACAAGGAGAAGGAACCCUUUCUAUUAAAUCAGAGAAAGAUCUGCUUCCUGAUACUGGGGAACAUCCUUCACAACUGGAGCAAGGAGGAAAUGCUUCCUCUAUGAUAUCCGAGAAAACAUUGCUGACUCCCUCUCCAUUGCCUGGUACAGAAGGGAGCAGUCCUGUAGUACGUGAGAAAGCAUCAGAGGAUGGGUAUAACUGGCGUAAAUAUGGGCAGAAACUUGUUAAAGGAAAUGAAUUUGUUCGAAGUUAUUACAAAUGUACACAUCCAAACUGCCUAGUGAAAAAGCAAUUAGAACGUACACAUAAUGGGAAAAUGGUUGACACUGUAUAUUUUGGUCAGCAUGAUCAUCCAAAGCCACUGAACCUUCCACUAGCUGUUGGAUUUGUUGUCUCCGUUGUUGAAGAGAGACCAGAUAAGGCCUCUCCAACCGUUGUCGAAGACAAGUCAUUGGAUGCACAUAUCCAAACACCUCGCCAGAUUGAGCCAAGAGAUGGUUCUCAGCCUUUAGCUGUUGCUGCCAGUGAAGAUGUAAAAGGUGCACCAUCAAAAUCAAGUAGGACAGAAAAUGUUGCUGAUAGUGAUGAUGAUCAUCUCAUCUCAAAACGAAGGAAGAAAGAAAAUAGUAAUGCUGAUGCAUGUCUGAUGGAGAAGCCAACCAGUGAAUCACGAAUGGUUAUUAAGACUCUGAGUGAGGUUGACAUCGUAAAUGAUGGGUACCGCUGGCGCAAAUAUGGGCAGAAAUUAGUUAAAGGCAAUCCAAAUCCAAGGAGUUACUACAGGUGCUCAAAUCCUGGAUGCCCUGUCAAGAAACAUGUAGAGAGGGCUUCUCAUGAUGCUAAAUUGGUUAUAACUACAUAUGAGGGGCGACAUGACCAUGAUUUGCCUCCAAAUAGGACUGUUACUCACAAUUCAAGGGGAGUAAAUGAUCAUUUGGCAGCUCCUAAUGACGAAUCAGGCACCAAGGUAGAAAAAAGUGAGACCGUCUGCCUCAGUAUGGCUGUUCAUUCUAGUUCUGGAGCUGAGAAUAAAUCAAGUGAGCAAUUGAACGGUGAGUCAAGAAGUAAGUCAGGUGUUGGUAUGAUUGAUGCACCUCUAUUUGGUCCUGAAAGUGGGUCUACUGAGCAACGGGGUGGGAAGUUGGAUCCCUGUAAAGAAAGUGAUGCAGUUGGCAGGGAUAUGAUUGUUCAUAGUAAAACGAGUUCUCAGAAUACAUCAAAUGGGCAACUGAGCAGCAAAUUAGAAACGAAAUCAGAAAAUGAUACUGUUUGCAUUAAGCAGAUGGUUCAUAUCACUCCACGUUCUGAGUGUAAUUUUCAUGAGCAACAAAUGCCUAGUGCAGAACCUGUCCAAAGCUGAACUGAGGGUAAUAGUUUAAUUAUGGUCCUAAGUGGCAGUGUAUUCUCAAAUGGAUCUUUUUCAGGAUUUUGAAGUAGGGGCUGCAGUUGGUUGGGUGUAUCAAUAAUGUAUUGGCAAACCACCCAUGUGUAAAAUUAUUUUAACCAGUUAAAUAAUGCCAGAUUAAACAUGGUAUUUUUUAUCUUACAGUAAGAUCAGAUAUACAGUAGGUGUCACUGCUAAUCUUUAAAGAG
Molecule: messenger RNA, 1995 nt
Organism: Durio zibethinus
Lineage: Eukaryota; Viridiplantae; Streptophyta; Magnoliopsida; Malvales; Malvaceae
Source: RefSeq, a predicted model, not a curated record